Messenger RNA from Filobasidium floriforme, 1798 nucleotides. RefSeq lists its product as uncharacterized. The transcript has 5 exons. The coding region runs from base 200 to 1669 and encodes 489 amino acids. The record is from RefSeq and is a predicted model, not a curated record. NCBI's taxonomy places the organism in Eukaryota, Fungi, Basidiomycota, Tremellomycetes, Filobasidiales, Filobasidiaceae.
UUCGUCGUCGUCGACGACGAUUUCGAGCGUCGAGGUCGUCGACUGGAUCUUCCUUCGCUUCCUAGUCUAGUUCGCUCAGAGCUGAGACUCGACGUUCACCUUGGUACUUUGACCAUCCCAUCGUCAUCGUCAUGAUCUGUAGUAAACGGGUAGGUACGUAGGUACAUCAGUACGUCAGUACAUCAACGUACAUCAGUACAUGCUCGAUCUCACACACACACAUACACACACACACACACACAACCACAAACACACAACAACCACACCAUCCACACCGACGCCACCGCCAACGACGAUAAUCAACACCUCGACUUGCGCGACUUGCCGCUGCCGAAAGGAAUCGAUAAAGAUCGAUCGCUCAUCCCUCACAGUGCCUCCUCGGAUCAUGACGUCCCUUUUCGAUUCGGCGUGGACGGUUCUGUCUCCCAUUAUUCAGAACAACAAUGGCUAUCAUCGACUCGAAUCGUCAGACCCGCCAGGUCAUCGAGCGAUACGGACCGUUCUAGCUCGAGAUCGCCUCAAUGAUCCGAGUCUCUGGCGUGGAUAUAAUGAUUUCAUACGGACCGCCCCACCAGAGCUCGGACAGAUCACUUUGGCCAAGUACGCCGAUUACUUCCCUCGAGAGGUCAUGCGGAACUGGGAUCUACGUAGGGCAACCCGUAACUAUCCUGGCUUGAGGGAUUUCGAUCGACCUGAACCUCCAUGGCAGUCGGUCCAGUAUAUCGCCCUUCAUUAUCCUGUCGACGGAGGGAACGAUCAAUGGAAGACAAUUUUCCGGUGGGACCUCAUGACCGCCUGGGAAGUCUUGCGCCAAGUGGCCUUGACCCGGACCUGCUUGGCCGAGAUCGUGCGCCAGAACGACUAUCCCAUCGAAUGGACCGCGCCGGAUCCGGAGGUCCGGGCAUUCUUGCACGAUUGGGCUAUGGCGGCUCGAGAAGAAUUCGAACGACUCGACGAUCACCUCGUGUACCUUCAUCACUUUGAAAGGGUAGGAUGCCCACCCAGAGAAGGCUGGUCGUCGAGCGAGUCAAUACCGGAUCGUUUGGCCUACACCUUCCACAAACGUGACUCUGGCGAUGAUUUAGCUGGACUGGACGAAUUCCCUUGCAAACUGUUCGAGCGUCUAAAUCACAUGCUGGAUGGCAAGGAUAUCCUCUCCGACCGCUUGACGGCGAGGUCGGCGACGGCGGCCGCUGGACUGAUCAGAGCUCUCGUGCAGGAGUUUCAACCGUACCAACCUUACGGCACCGAGCCCAAAGUCUUUGCAUGGUGGCGAAAAAGAUUGCCACACGAUCAACGUCUGGUCAAGUACGCCGAUCGCUCUGAUCUCGGUCUCGACGUCGCUUCGCGAUACAGAAGAGAGGUCGGUGGCUGGGCAUUUCUUCUUGGCAUCCCCGAGUCGGACUCGGCGGAAAAGGUCGACAAGAGUCUAGGAGGCGAGCCGGGCAUUCCAGAGUCACGCUCCGCGGAGAGGGUCGACGGAAGUGUGCAUUCGGGUAUCCCAGAGUCGGACUCUGCAGGAAAGAUCGACAGUAAUUUAAGCCUGGGUAUACCGGCAUCGAAGUCUGCGGAAAAGGUCGAGCAGGUUCUGGUUUUGGGCUCGACGAAACCUUCGAUCCGGUCGAAGGACGCCUCGAUGGCUACCCAGAAAGACUCGCUCUCGCCUUGAUUGACGGGAUCAGCAAUUCUGUCACAAUUCACGCCAUCGGAUCAACCUUUAUCUAUCACCAACUUCGACCGUUCCUGCCACCCGCCAAAGCUUCCUUUGACCAUCAGUUUCCAACACGUUCGCUGUAUC